Messenger RNA from Diversispora eburnea, 3990 nucleotides. NCBI's taxonomy places the organism in Eukaryota, Fungi, Glomeromycota, Glomeromycetes, Diversisporales, Diversisporaceae. The record is from the annotation of a GenBank genome assembly.
AUGUCUCAAUCAAAUCUUAAAGUAUCUGCUAAUUUUGAGAAAAAUUCAAGAUCAGUACCAAAGUUUGAAAUAAAUGAACAGAGAGUAAAAUUACAAAGGUUCGAAACACCACAACCAGCAAUAGUAAUUAAAUCGUCAGCAGUAACAGUAUCAAGAUUCAAAAUAAUUGAAUCAGCAGUAAUAUCACCAGCAACAGAAACAGUAAUAGAAACAACAAUAUCAAAGUUCACAAUCAAAAGGAGAAGAACUGAAACAGAAAAUAUAGAACAGCAUUCUGACAAAGUGGAAAAUGUGAAUAAUAUAGAAGUAAAAAAGUGUGUUAAUAUAGAAACAGGAAAAGUGGGUAAUAUAGAAGUGGAUAAUAAUAGAGAAGUAGAAGUAAGUAAUAUAGAAAUGGGAGAAGUGGAUAAUAGAAGUGAAAAAGUGUAUAGUAUAGAAACAGGAAAAUAUAUAGAAGUGGAUAAUAUAGAAACAGGAGAAAUGGAUAAUAUAGAAAUGGGAGAGGUGGGUAAUAUAGAAACAGGAGAAAUAGAAAUGGAAAAAGUAGGUAAUAUAGAAAUGGGAGAAGUGGAUAAUAUAGAAGCAGGGAAAGUGGUGUCUCUGGACUCUUCAGAGCGACAAACUGCAGCUAGCAGUUUAAUAUUGCAUUUACAAAAUAAAUAUGAAGAACAUUUAAAAACAAAUUCAAAUCCUUUAGAAUUAAAUGAAAAUAAUGAUUUCGUGGGAAUUACUGAAAAUAUGGAAAAACUAUGUGGGCCAGAAGUAGCAUACUCCUUGAUCCGUUUGACAAGAGGUCUUGCAAGUUCACGAGAAGCUGCUAGGCAUGGUUUUUCAUUGGCCUUGAUCGAGCUUCUGGCUGGUUUUGAAUGCAUCACCUACGAAAUUGUGACAACUCUAAUCGAUGAAGCAUGUCCCAUUAAGUCAGCUAAAGAACGAGAUAAUUCUGAUAUAAUUUUUGGAAGAGUCUUUGGUCUUAUGGCCAUUAUUCGAUCGGGAAUGCUUUGGCGUAAGGAUUCUUCUAAAGAGGAAUAUAUGGAUGUUAUCAAUAAUCUGAUUUUUUGUUCGAAAUGUAAGCAAUAUGUUCGAGAGAUGUGUUAUCAUAUAAUUAUUUCUAGUAUCCCACAUGAUACAUCAUUUGAGGAAGAUGCUUUAGAACAUUUAAUAAAUGUUCUAAAAGAACAUAGCAAACAUGGUAUAAAUAAUCCCGAUGAUUUAAAUUUGGCACUUGCGAUUGAAUAUCAAUAUCCGGAUAUAGUGCAAAAUAAUGUUUGGAAAAAUGUUGUGAUGCACAGUUGUGAUACUUGUUAUAUUCAAUGGAAAGCUAAGCCAAGCAAGAUAGCAAUUGGAAUUCAUCAAAAUCAAGAAAAUCGGUUGCAUUCUGUUUGGAAUUCAAUAAUUCAUUUAUUUAAUUUAGCACCUGGUGGAAAAAUUGGGGAGGAUUCAAUAGAAUUUAGUGAUUUUUGGAAAAUUGUGGUAGAUGGCUGUCUUUUUGAUGAUGAAACACCUUAUCAAAGAAAAUUCUGGGGAUUUCAAUUAUUUGAAAAAGUAAUAAAUAUUUUUCCACCAGGAAGAAUUUCUGAUGUAUUUACAUCCAACUUUAUGCGUACUUUAAUAAAUAAUUCUCAUGAUGAUACACGCUAUUUACAUAAAGCUGCGAUACAUGUGUUAGAAACAAUUGAAAAUGUUUCAGAAGAAAACAAAACCAAAGCAAAUGUCAUCGCUAAGUCUUUACUGGGACCAAAUUAUGAUCAAGAUUUUGAUAAACUCAGUAAUACCAAAACUGUAAAGAAGAUUUUCAGUACCAUGAAUAAUGAAGCACUUGAAAAUUAUUUAUUUCAUCUUAAAGGAAUAUUUUUGAAAUCUAAUUAUACAGAUUCUAGUGAAAUUGAACGUCAACGACAGUGGAUAAUAGAACAUAUGUAUUCAAUUUUAAAAGACUCUCAAAUAAAUCGUUCUGAAGGCUGGAUGAAAUUUAUUUUUGAUUUAUUUAUGACAUAUGGAUUCUUUACUCCAAAAGAAAAUCAUAAAGAUGAUUCUGAUGAAGAAAUGAUUGUAUAUAAACCUAAAAGAAGUAAUUCAAAAGGAUCCCAGAAGAUAAAGAAAAUCAAGGAAUCGAGUGUCAUAAUUGGAGCUGCUAUACCUCCCUUAUCCGCUAAAACUCAAGAAUAUUGUAGAACUCGUUGCUUUCAUUCCUUAGGCGAAUUGGUUACUACUCGUUCUUUUGAAGCUGAUUCAGUUCGAUCAAUGCAAGGGAAUAUGAGCAAUGGGGAAUCUUGGGUAUAUUAUGCGGCAUGUAAAUUAAUAGAAUUUGAAAAUGAUCCUCAAGUCGAUUCAUUGAUCGUCUUGAGUGAUGAAGUUUUAGAAGUCCAAAGAUCCGUUUACAAAAUUAUGCAACAAAUUAUUAAUGAAAAGUUCAGGAAAUCUAAAGAAGAAUUUAAAGAAUUGAAGAAAAAAACGGUCGAUAGCGAUUUACAUUAUGAAGGAUUUUUAUGGUUGUUUGCCUCCUCAAUUCUCACUUUAUAUAACGAACCGGACGAAGCCAUGGAUAUUUUAAAGGAUUUGCAAUUAUGUUAUACUAAAAUGUUUGAAAAAUCGGAAAAUUCGAAAAAACUGAAAAAAUCCAAAAAAUCAAAUAAAACUUCUGAUGAAAGCUAUUUUCACAAUCCUGCAGAUGUAAUCGUUGAUAUAUUGCUUGGGUUUCUUGUAAAACAAUCAUCUUUCUUACAGAAUGUGGUAGAACAUACAUUCAAGGCUUUUUGUGACAUAAUUACUAAAUCUUCGCUAAAUUUGAUGUUGGAUGUAAAUGCCAAAUAUCAGAAGUUACACUUCAAACAAAAGAUAAUUGGACUAUUGAAGAUUUUUGUUCGAACACAACCCACUAAUCCACUUAUUUUUGAACUUUUAAUUCCUUUACUUGAAUUGGCAAAAAGUUUAAAAACUGAUGAAGUUGCAAAAAGCAUUGAUCAUUUUCUUAAUUCCCAAGUUGUAGUGAGUAAAGAGGUUCCUACCCAAUUUGAAGAUGAUUUAGUACUUGAUAUAAUGCAACAAGUUCAUGAAAUGAUUAAUAAGACACGAAAUGUAAAAUUUGCAAUUUCAUGUUGGAAAAUCAGUACCUACUUAUUUAAGUCUUUAGUUCGAUGUCACAAAAGUGAUGAAAAUCCAAAGCUAUGUAGUCAAUAUUCAAAUCCAUCUAUAAAGAAGGCUGUCAAUAUUUAUGAAUCAUCAUAUCAAAGAUGGUUAACAAAACCUGAUUGCUUGCCAACUAAAUCCUUCUCACAGUUAUUCGAUAAUAUUCCACAAGUUCCAUGGCAUUUGUCCAAAAUAUUUCUUGGAGGUACCGACCCCAAGUCUGCCAAGAAUCCUAAAAGAGUCAUUCUCGCUUAUGAAAUUUCAACAUCUGCCUUCAAACAUGUUAUUCCAAGGAAAAAAAUGGAAUUGGCAGAUGAUAAUUCCAUAGUUAAACUGAUUCAAAAAAUGCGUGAUUCUCUCAAGACCACCCUUCAAUUUAUUUCUGACGAACGUGGUGAAAAAACAUUUGAUGUCCAAGCAAUAAAAAUAAUAAUUAAAUUUGCUAUUCUUGCUAUCAAAAGAACCAGUAUGUACCUUCCGAAAGAGAAAUUAACCGUUGCUUGGGAUGCAACCAAUCUUUUAUCAAUAUUAAAGAAAAUCAAAGAACUUCCAAAACAUAAAUCUUCACAGAUAUUAGGAAAGUGUGUCUAUGUACCUUCUGGCAAUAAUAGUCAGUGCAGAUGCCUUCGUUUUCGUGCUUCAAAUGAUCAAUAUAUUUGUGUCGCGUGUAAUCAUGAUGAACCUGAAAACAGUAAUAUCGUUCCAAUUUUCAAUCCAAGCGAAGCCACUGGAAGAUAUUUUUUCAGAAACAAUAAGGGAAAAAGGAAAAGAGUUGAUGUUCCUGAUAUAUUGAACCUUACAGCUACUGUAUUCUGUUUUAAUGAAACAGAUUCUAAUGAAGAAUCUUUAAAAAUUCCAUGA